Messenger RNA from Homalodisca vitripennis (glassy-winged sharpshooter), 989 nucleotides. RefSeq names its product anillin-like. Gene Ontology annotation, cellular component: actomyosin contractile ring. The transcript has 6 exons. The coding region runs from base 199 to 837 and encodes 212 amino acids. Gene Ontology annotation, biological process: actomyosin contractile ring assembly; mitotic cytokinesis; septin ring organization. The record is from RefSeq and is a predicted model, not a curated record. NCBI's taxonomy places the organism in Eukaryota, Metazoa, Arthropoda, Insecta, Hemiptera, Cicadellidae.
AAUAUUGGGAGUAUUUAAAGUCAACAAGUUUUGAGUAUUCUCAAAACAAAGAGGAUCAGAACGCACCUAGUCAACCUCUUCUACACACUGUUAGCUUUUACAGGAAGCAGCAGAAUAUGACAUUGAAGCCUCCUUUCACCCUCCAGGCACAUACAGAUAGACCCCUCUGCAUACUCCACUGAUGACAGCAUUGACCGUAUGGAAGAGGAGCUGGACAAAGAGCUGAAGCUUGUCGAGCAAAAAAUAGAAAUGUUGCAACAAGAGGUUAAGAAACAGCAAACCAUCAUUUCACAGUCAAGCCAAGCUCUGAACUUGUGUUACUCUACCAUAGAAUUUUCUGGUUCGACAGAACAAUUGGAGGCGGAGAAGUUGCUUCUGCUUGCAAGCCAGCGGAGACAGGCAGCCCUACACGAGAUCCAGCGACUAAGAGUGGAGCAGACCAUCCGUCCCCAGUCUCCCGGAAACAAGACCCUGACUGAAAGAGGCAGCCUCACCCUCUCUCGCAUCACUGUGCCUCUCAGGAUGGAUGUAAUCCACCAGGCUGCUAAAGAUGACCAGUGCUACUACCUGGUGUGUCUGGUGCACAGUGACGAGCGUGUGCUGGCCAACCGAUGUUAUGUGUGCUCCACGCUCCCUUCACAGUCACAACAAGCUAACAUUCCCAAACACUCUGGCACUAGAGGGCCUUUUACUCUGACUUCAAGGUUUACUCUGGAGGUAUACACAAUGACGGCUCGCAGCAAGAGAGAUAAUCCCUCACGAUGUCAAGUACCACAUCAACACCAGCAAGAAAGACGCAAGCAAGCUGAAGCUGACUCCUCGCAAAGGCAAGGGUGACUCGAGGCUGAUGAUUGCCGUCAGUACAGUCACCUGGGGGCCCAUCAGCAGUGCGCAACCUCAGCCUUCACUAUGGCUGGCUAUGUCAUUUUCUCUCUGCGUGAGAUACACCGCACACAGUUUGCACUGAACAAGGUGAGUCAUCCAUUAUG